AGCAAAACAGAACUUUUAAAAGAAUUUGUAAGGAACAGGAAAAUAGACAACAAAAAAUGUAUGCAUCCAUUUACAAAUUGUGAUUGCAACGAGCCGUGCGCGCGCAUCAUCUCCCACACACACAGCGGAUUCUUCAAUUUGUUUCCCUUCCUUCCCUUAAGAAAGAAUCGGUAACUCACGUUCGCGAAGUUCAACUUGCACACCCCUCUACCGGGCCGCCAACGACUGUUCCAGAUUGAUGGUGGCUGAUUGUUGCUGAUGUCAAUAUGAAUUGGAACAGUCGAACCACCGAUGACAUGCUGUGCCAGUAUCGUUAAGUUGGAGCAAAACCUGAAGUAUAUCCUGACGUCUGAUAGCAGAAAUGAAAAAUAGCAAAGACAGGGAGGAUUUUUGGAUGCCCACCACCGCUGAACUUAAUGUUAAUGACGUGAUUAACGGGACGUCAAUCGACUGGGACAAUUGGGACCUAUUGUUGUGGACGCCGGAACAACGCACACUUCUGGAGCAGGGCGUUAUACCAAGAGAAGUUCAUGUGGCUUUUGGUGUCCUUCUCAGUCUUAUAGUCAUCUUCGGAUUUGCCGCCAAUUCCACAAUCCUUUACAUCUUCUCAAGAUUUAAACGCCUGAGGACGCCGGCCAAUGUUUUCAUCAUCAACCUGACCAUUUGCGAUUUCCUCGCUUGCUGCUUGCAUCCGUUGGCCGUCUACUCAGCUUUCCGGGGUCGCUGGUCCUUUGGCCAAUCAGGAUGCAACUUGUACGGCAUGGGGGUGGCGUUUUUUGGACUCAACAGCAUUGUCACGCUGUCUGCCAUUGCGUGCGAGCGUUACAUAGUCAUCACGUCGAGCAGCUGCCGGCCAGUCGUGGCCAAGUGGCGCAUCACGCGCCGGCAAGCACAAAGGGCUUGUGCUGCUAUUUGGCUGCAUUGCGGCGCUCUCGUUUCUCCACCUUUGCUGUUUGGAUGGUCAUCCUAUCUGCCGGAAGGAGUUUUGGUGACCUGCUCUUGGGAUUACUCGUCGAGGACGCUAUCCAAUCGACUCUAUUAUUUUUACCUCCUCUUUUUCGGAUUCUUCUUACCCGUCUCCGUUUUGACCUUCUGCUAUGCGGCAAUUUUUCGAUUUAUUUUACGCUCUUCAAGGGAGAUCACCCGAUUGAUUACGACUAGCGAUGGUUCGACAUCAUUCAGCAAAUCGACAGUAUCGUUCCGUAAAAGGCGGAGGCAAACGGAUGUCAGAGCUGCCCUUAUCAUUUUAUCGCUGGCGAUCCUCUGUUUCACUGCCUGGACGCCGUAUACCAUUGUCAGCCUGAUUGGCCAGUUCGGCCCAGUUGGUGAAGACGGCCAGAUGAAUCUGUCACCUAUGGUGACUUCGAUUCCGGCAUUCCUGGCCAAAACUGCCAUCGUCUUCGAUCCACUCGUGUAUGGAUUCUCCAGUCCGCAGUUCAGAUUUUUCGUACGACAGAUCCUGCGCCAACAAAGUCUGUCUAGCAGCGCCAACGGGUUUCGUGCCGGACCGAACAACAUGAUGAUGGCUAGCACGAGGACAGCGAUGCGGAAUUCCAGGUCGCCUCGUGCCAGUUCACAGUUGGUCUUUUCGUCUUGCAGUCGCAGUGUCAGAACGAAUCAGAAAGAACCGAUUUAUCGCCAAUCGUCAAACGAUCCUUCUGCUUUAACGGCGAUUCAUCAAUGUCCACAAGUUCGUCUUUCAACUGAGCCUGACAUCAACCAACAACUUAUCAGAGGCGGUUUGAGAAAAUCCUGCAUCAAGCGAAAUAACAGCUUCCAGUGUUCGAACAGAAAAAGCAUUCGGCUGAGAGAAGACAAAGAUAGUCAGGGGGUGCCGGAAGAGGCAUCCGUAAACUUGUUUUCGCUGGAAAUCCCUCACAAUGAAAAAGAAUUCCGUAUUCUUGAUCAACAUCAAAUGCCCAGUAACAAUCAAGUGCGGGAUGCCACGGGGAAGCCGGAGAAACAGAGACGUUCCUCCGAGGCGGAUCUGAUGCGAUGCCACGAAAAAUGGGCAGACACUCAUCGAUUUUUAUCUGUAAGCACUUCCUUUGAUCGGUGAUUAAGAAGCUCUUCC
Messenger RNA from Daphnia magna, 2074 nucleotides. Its product is annotated as melanopsin. Gene Ontology annotation, biological process: visual perception; G protein-coupled receptor signaling pathway. Gene Ontology annotation, cellular component: membrane. The transcript is spliced from 6 exons. Gene Ontology annotation, molecular function: G protein-coupled receptor activity. The record is from RefSeq and is a predicted model, not a curated record. Bases 362 to 2059 code for a protein of 565 amino acids. NCBI's taxonomy places the organism in Eukaryota, Metazoa, Arthropoda, Branchiopoda, Diplostraca, Daphniidae.